Messenger RNA from Macrobrachium nipponense, 1798 nucleotides. RefSeq lists its product as uncharacterized. The record is from RefSeq and is a predicted model, not a curated record. Lineage: Eukaryota; Metazoa; Arthropoda; Malacostraca; Decapoda; Palaemonidae. Bases 1349 to 1798 code for a protein of 149 amino acids. The transcript is spliced from 2 exons.
AGUGUGGCGGUUUGCGUUGACUCUCUCUCUCUCCCCCACAUUGCCAACUUGUCCCACACGCUUGCCGGCUUUUUACCCCCCACCCCCACACACCCCCCCUACACGUAUUCGAUUGCAUAUAUAUCAAUGCGGAUUUAAAGGGGGAAGUCUAUACCUAAAGAGAAUCAUCCUGUGUGAUAGAAUACCAUGUGAUAUAAAAUCAAGGUUGCUGAUAAAUUGACUGUGAUUUCUUAUCCCAACACCAAUCGAUCAAUACUCGCAAAAGGAAAAUCAAUGCUGUUAAUGUUUCAUUCACGAAAAAAUGUAUAUUAAGUGAUACACCCGAAGUCAAUCAAGUUGUGAAUCCAUCCAACGUCCUGUCUUAAAAGCAAUAACGAAAAGUAAAAAAAAAAAAAGAUAAAAAUCAAUCAAUCAAGAGGAAGCGCUUAAGGUGGAGUGAAAUUGCAGGCUGUGAGUGUUGUAUAUAUACUAUAUAUAUACAUACAUACAUAUAUAUAUGGAUCUGUAUUAUUUAAUCUUUCGGCAAUCAAGUGUAUAUAAAAAUCAUCAAAAUAUUCGUUUGUGUGAGUGAGUUUAUAUGUAUAUAUAUAUUUGAUAUAUAUAUAUGUAUAAUCUGAGUGCUUCUAUUUGGUGCUAAGUUGAAAUAUAGAAUAUAUAUAAUGAACUGAGUUCCCUUUUCUGAGAAAUUAUUACAUACGAAUAUAUAAUCAAUAUAAUCUGUAACGAGUAGAAAUAAGUGUUAUCGUUGAUACAUCCAUAGUUUCAGCUUCCGUCUGUUUCUCUACUUCUAAUAAAAGAUCUUUUCGGCCUUAUAGUUAAGUGGUGUGAAUAGUGUUGUGAUAUUUACAAAAAUAGAUAUAAGAUAUAUAUAAUAUAUAAUAAAUAGUAAUAAUAAUAUUCAUAGUAAGUUUUAGCAUAGCAAUAAUUCGUCAUUUCGAUGGCAUGAAAAUCUAGAAGUUUGUUCAUGUAGAUGCUAUCAUCAAAAUAAGCAAUUCUGAAAUAGAUCAGAUCGAAAAUAUCUUGAGUGGCCGCACAAUCGCUUCCUCCAUAUGUCUCGAGUGUCACCAGUAGUCAUCCUGAUCAAGAUCGUCGCCGCGUCCGAAGAGGCUGAGUGACAGCCGAGAGUUGUUGUUGUUGUUCUUGUUGUUGCUCUCCUCCUCAUUUUGGCGGUGAGUGUGCGUGGCCGAAGUGAAGCCGCCCACACCUGCCUCCAAAAUCCCAGGCCUUUCUACGACAAUCCCUUUCCAACGCACAAACGACAAUCCUGCCAUUACGCCCACGGCAGGCCACAGCCCCCGCCCGGCCUCGCCCAUUAGCCCGCCCGCCUCGCCCACCAGCUCAUCACCCCAUGAUGGCGGCUUGCACAGUCGGGGAGCCUCACCCACAACUCAUCACCUCCCUCUUCCCUCCCCUCACUCCUAUAGCAUCCUUCACACACCACACGCCCACGCCCAUACACAUCCAAGAUCACCCGCAUCACCCCCACCAUCAUGCGCACCCACACCCUCACCCGACUCCGAUCCACAUUCCGCUCCAGGAGGCGCCCAACGCCCAUAUACCUGUCCAGGUGGCCACCCCGAGACCCCCGCCUCCUGUCCCUGUACAGAUAUCCACCCAGGCCCCCGCCCACGCCCCGCCCCAUCCCUCUACCCACGCCCAGCCCCAUCCCGCUACCCAGGUCCAGUUGAAAGAUGCCCCGCCUGUCACUACAGCAGCGACCCCGACUUCAGGUGGGGGAGGCCCGGGGAAGUCGUCAGGCGGGGGCUUGCACGAGACCAGCGACAUGCGGACACUGUGA